CCCAUUGGUACAUGGUGUAUGAUUAUCAAUUUUCACAAGGUUGAGAAGUUUAUUAUGUAAGGCAAAUCAAUUUAAUUGAGUCAGUAUUUUUGGAAGUUAGGGACUUCAUUGCGGAAAACGAAAGCAGGCAUUGAUUAGGAUUAAUGACAACUGAACAAUUAAAAUGGAGGAAAAAUUAACAGAGAAAGAUAUGGACCAACUCGAGCAAUGGAUAGGUACAGGACCUAAAACAUUCACACGUAUUUAUUCUAUCACACGUGAUAGUUGUGACCCUGAGAUAUUCCACCAGAGAUGUGACAACAAGGGUGCAACCGUCACAGUUUUGUACAACAAACACAAUUCGGUAUAUGGUGGUUAUACUAGUGUCAGUUGGCAGUCAAAUACUCGCGGUUACAUGAAAGACGACAAGGCGUUCUUAUACCAGCUGAGGUAUAAUGGGAACGACACUAUCAAUAAGUUUCCUGUUAAAUCGUCGAAAAAUGCCGUUUUCCAUAAAAGUGACUAUGGACCCACCUUUGGAUUUGACCAUGACCUGUUAACAUUUUAUCAGAAAAGUAUACGUUUGACUAAAUUCUGCGGUGGCGUAUAUCCAUUAAAUGGAACUAUGGAAGACUUUGGAACUGGGUAUAUCGCUAACGGAGUGUCUGUUAAGCGAAUAAACAACGGUACAAUGGAAGUGACUGAACUUGAAGUUUACUUGGUAACAGAUGGUCGCAAGAAAGAAAAGCAGAAAACUAUUUCGGUCCAGACAGAUAUUUCAGCGCAGAAGCAGAAAAUACCUUCACAAUGGCGAAAAACUGAAGACUGGAACGAAGAGUUUCACAAUGAACUUCAAGAAGAGAUAGUAAACUUUAAACCUAUACAAGAUUUGAAUGUAAGCGAGGCUCGAAUCUUGAUGUUAGGGCCAGUUGGUGCUGGAAAGUCCAGCUUCUUCAAUACUAUAGAUUCAAUUUACCGCGGGCGAAUCACACAGCGAGCUGGCAGCGGAAGUUCAGAGCACAGUCUCACCACUACAUUUGUUCCAUAUUCGAUUGUAAUAAGUUCUGGGGCUACCUUGAACUUCCGGUUGUGUGAUACACGUGGUUUAGAAGAAACUAUGGGUAUUGAUGUACUGGAGUGUAACUAUCUACUUGAUGGAAACAUACCGUACUACUACGAGUUUAAUCCAACGAAACCAAUCACCCCGGAAUCGCCUGGGUUCAAAUCUGACCCCACUGGGAAUGAUCAAGUUCAUUGUGCUGUGUUUGUAGUGGAUUCUACAACAUUAGAGGUGUUGUCAACAAAGAUUGUUGAGAAAAUGAAAGGACUUCGUGGACUUAUGAAUCAAAAAGGAAUACCACAACUUAUUCUCCUGACAAAGGUGGACAAGCUCUGUAAUGACGUUCAGAAGGACGUGUCUCAGGUUUUCUACAGUUCAAAAGUGGAACAAGCUGUAGAUAAAGCGUCACAACUUCUCGGUCUUCCACGUGCUAACGUACUUCCGGUGAAAAAUUACGAAAACGAGGCUGGGCUUGACAACAACGUUGAUAUACUUGCUCUGUUGGCUCUGCGUAAAAUGCUUCAUUGUUCUGAAGAUUUCAUGCUGAACAUGAAACACAGGGAGCAAGAUGUCCAAGGGGAAAUGGGAAAAUUGAAACUUGAAAAGUAAUUUUCAAUUCUUAUAAUAACAAUUUAAA
Molecule: messenger RNA, 1676 nt
Organism: Ruditapes philippinarum (Manila clam)
Lineage: Eukaryota; Metazoa; Mollusca; Bivalvia; Venerida; Veneridae
Product: interferon-induced protein 44-like
Exons: 7
Coding region: 164-1648 (494 amino acids)
Source: RefSeq, a predicted model, not a curated record